This is a messenger RNA of Magnolia sinica, 1704 nucleotides long. RefSeq lists its product as uncharacterized. Bases 1 to 1704 code for a protein of 567 amino acids. Lineage: Eukaryota; Viridiplantae; Streptophyta; Magnoliopsida; Magnoliales; Magnoliaceae. The record is from RefSeq and is a predicted model, not a curated record. The transcript is spliced from 5 exons.
AUGCAAGGAGUUUGUCUCACGAUCGAAGCAACAUCACAUCCUUUUUACAAGGAAUCCUCCAUUCUAAAGGCUUUUCUCAACUACCGGUGCCCUUCUACCAAUUCUUUCCACCUUCCCGAAGGUGAAAUGAGCAUUACGCUCUGGGAUGUCCAUAGGAUCAUCGGUCUGCUGAUAACUGGAAAAGUCUUUGAUGAAUUUGUCCCCACCAAUGAUGAGUUAGCCUUUGUCUCUUCGCCUGACCGUAUUGCCUCUUUCUCGGAAACAACCACUGAACUCUUUAAGGAGAUGUCCAAGUUUCCAAAUAUUCACAAGAUUCACCCUAUGCAAUGGCUAGCCCAUUUUAGUAGAGCUCUUCGGUUUAACGGUAACCACUCACGAGAGCUGGAACAUCUUCAUCGGGGCAUGAAAGAUCGUGCUGAGUACUCUAUUUAUGGGGAACUUGCAGCAUUUAUUGCUUACUGGCUGAGCAUAGUGGUUUUUCCCAUCUCUAAGUCAGCAGAUGUCAUCCGCCCUUCAUUGUUUGUAGUAGUCGGCGCCAUGGCUAAAGGAAUUAAAUAUUCCCUCGACCCUCCUGCUUUAUGCUCAAUUUACAGAGGUUUCAGAGAGAUUGCUUCUCUCAUAAAAAGUUCCUCCGUCGGCUCUGCUUCUACCUAUAUGGCAUGGCAUUACUUCCUUGGCUGGCUUGAUGUCUAUUUCCCUUGGACCUUCGAAGUGCCAGAGAAAGCUUACGUCCACCCUUCUCAGAUUCCUCUCUGGUUUUUCCAAAAGAGAGCCAUGGCGAAGACGUCCUAUGACUGGGUGAAAGAUGCCAUCUCCUCCGACGCCAAGAUUAAUUACUUUCAUUUCUGCCUACCACAUUACAUAAUGAACACAGACAAGGUGGACACAGAAUCACUCACUACAGGAGAAAAAAGGAUCAUUGCUUCUACUUCUCCGGUCUUAGCCAGCAUAAAUCUUCAAUCAGAAAGCAACCAGUCUCUUCUUUCUAAAGGGAAACAGGUUGUUAUUGAAGAAUCCAGUGAAGGAGAUUCGGAAAGUGAAGGUUCAACUUCUUCGUCUAGAAAUACUAUUUCUGAUGAGCAUGAGGUGGAAGAAGAGAAUCAAGAUGAUGACUAUGAAGAGAGGGAAGUUGAUAUUAGCGGCGUAGAAGACAUCAUUGCAGAAGAUGUUCCUACUGAUGAAGGACAUAUCCUUCCGACUUCCGAGGCUGUUCCUGUAAAGACUUCACCUAUAGCAGGGGAAGAAGAGGACGAACCCCUAGACUACGGGGAAUAUGGUUAUUCGCCAUGUGAUCAUGUUGCUAAUACGGAAGCAAAUAGCACUUCUCCCAUAAGUUUACCUCCCAUCAUACCAGCAGCUUCACCGAGAUUCUCUUUGCCUCCAUGGGCAGUGGCAUGUGAAAUUGCUUUUCCGGUGGAAUCAACUGAUCUGCCAACUCCCACCACCAUUGAUUCGAGUACUGAAGCUAGGGCUCCAUCUUUUACUGAGAUGGUGGAACCCAAUCCCCCUCUUGUUAAAGAGAUGCAACUUCUCACUAUUCUGGUACUAGUAGAAGGGAAUUUACCUCAAAGUAGCACGGCAAGUUCUAGUUCUAUUGGGACUUCAUCAAAUGUGCUAUCCCUCGAAAAGAUUUCUACGUAUAAGUUGGCGUUGAUUAGGAAUUCCAUAUUAGCUAUUGUCGAGAUGUUCAAAGAUCCUGAUUAG